CGUCGCGGGGCGGAGCCGUUGGCGACACCGGGCCGCCUGUGGCGCGCGGCUGCCGCGGUUGCCUUGGCGACGGAGGAAGCGUUAGGGCGCAGCUGCGGCGGAGGCAGCGCUGCGGGAGGAGGGAGACCCAAGUGAAAGAACUGAAAAUGCAUCCAGAAUCCGGAGCGCCUGGCCAGGAAGAUGGAACUGAGCAUGGGAGUGUGCCAGAGGAAUCGGAAGAGUCUUCAGGGGACUGUAGAAAUGGAGAGGGUGUGCUGAUAAACAGUGCAGAGAUUAAACCUAAGGAGAAAUCAACAGAUCCUUCUUCAGAAAAAUGGUACCAAAACGAGCAGAAGCAGAGUGGUGAUCAGAGCUCAAAAGCUCACUUACCGAGCCAAAAAGCUAACGAAAAAGACAAUUGUCAUAGAAUGACUAAAAGUUUCCUUAGAAAACUUUGCAAGGACCAAAAAUUAUAUAUGACUCCAGCAUUAAAUGACACGCUUUAUUUACACUUCAAAGGUUUUGACUGCAUUGAGAACCUGGAAGAGUAUACAGGAUUACGGUGUCUUUGGCUAGAAUGUAAUGGGAUACAGAAAAUUGAGAACCUGCAGGCACAGACAGAAUUGCGUUGCCUCUACUUGCAAUUAAAUUUAAUUCAUAAAAUUGAGAACCUCGAACCCUUGAAAAAACUGGAUUCCCUCAACCUCAGUAAUAACUAUAUCAAAACCAUCGAGAACCUGUCUUGCCUACCAGUUCUGAACACACUGCAGAUUGCCAACAAUCACCUAGAGACCGUGGAAGACAUUCAGCACCUCAAGGACUGCUCAAGUAUUUGUGUUCUUGACCUUUCCAACAACAGGCUGAGUGACCCGGAUAUCCUCUGUGUCCUGGAAGCCAUGCCUGAUUUGCGUGUACUGAAUUUGAUGGGAAACACAGUGAUUAAGAACAUUCCGCACUACAGAAGAACUGUUACCGUUCGACUCAAGGUCUUGACCUACCUGGAUGAUAGGCCAGUGUUUCCAAAGGACAGAGCGUGUGCAGAAGCCUGGGCUAAGGGAGGGAGUGAAGCUGAGAAGGAAGAAAGGAGGAAGUGGGAAACCAAAGAAAGGAGGAAAAUUGAGGAGAGCAUUGAUGCAUUGGCCAUGAUUAGGCGAAGAGCAAUGGAGAAAAAGAAACAGAAAGAAAUGGAGGAAAAAGGAGAGAUUCCACCACCAAACAACACGGUGAGCGCUGAUCCAGGCACAGAGGGAGGUCCGCAGCCCCCUGCUGAGGAAGCCAGGAGGCAGAAGAUAGAGAAGUUUGUCCAACAGAGUUUUGAGGCCCGGGAUGAAGCCUUUCCUGAAGACUCCAGUGUGAAAAGUAAGGCACCUACUGAAGCUCGAGGAGGCCAGGAGAAGGGUUCAGACCCAGACUUUCCAGCAAAAGACACAAGACCAGACCCAGACCCCAGAGCUGCACAGGAAGAAUCAACAUUAAAAGCUCUGACUACAGAAAAGGCAGAAGUGGAUGGAGCUGAGGAGUUAGAAACCUUUGAAUUGGAGGCAAAUGACAAGCUCUUCAUUGAUGAUCUGCCUGAUUUAGAAGAUAUAGAAGUUAAUGAGACCUUUCCAGAAAAUUCAGAUGAAAACAAAGCUUCUUUUCCAAAAAUUGAAAUAAUUUCUGGAGCAAGUGAUGACAGUGAUCCCGAACUGGAGGAAGGCUGCGCAAUGCAGGAGAAAAUGUCCGCAGAUACACUUUCUAAUAUAUUUAAAAUUUCUAAAGAUACCUCAAAGAAAGCCAUCACGCCCCUUACAGAAAUACUGGAAGCAGAAUCAAACAGGGACUUUGAGACCAAAAAUGACCACACAAAGCUGUCAGAACCAUUGAUUCAGGAGAUCAGUAAAAAUCCACUAGAGGAGUCACUGGUGUCCCCAGCCUGCAGUGAAGAAAACCAGCAAACUCUUUCCGGCGUAGACCAGAAUGAUGCUCGGGCUUCACUCUCUUUGCCAGGAAGUGAUACUUCAAAAAAUAAGGUGCAGUUUUUGACAGAGACUGAAAAUUUCAUUGUGCAUGGGAUCAAGGAAGGCAACGAAGACAUUGAAUUUGGAUUAGAUUAAAUAUCAAAGAUAGACAGUGUGGGACAGUUAGCAUUUAUUUUCCCACAGGUGUAUGUGCACACCAGUUUUAAGGUGUGCUGAUUAUUUGGCAUUGCCCCACCAUCCAGAGAGUACUAUUUCCAGAUCAGUAGCGUGAGGGUGGGGAAAAAAGAUGCAGCAGUCUUGUUGUUAAGGGAGAGCACCAGGCUUGUCCUCUGACAAGUACCUAUAGGUGAUAGCUAAAGUUGAAUCGAUCUGUCUGUUUAGAAUGUUGACUUAUUCUUUUAGUUUUUGUAGAGUAUGUGAAACAGUAUGCCCCAAAUUCAUAGUGUGUGAUUUUAUUUUUUUCUGUUUAACUUUGGUUUACCAUAUUAUUUAACUAUAUGUUUUCCUUUGGAACUUUAUAAAAAUUUCAACAUCAAUUUUGAGAAUCUGUGUUUAUUUUCAUGUGUACUUCUAUCCUUGAAACAUACACUGAAGGCAUAUUUAUCCUAACAUUUGCUUAUAAAUUUGGAACAAAUUAUUAUCUUAUUAUAAACUUAACACUUCUUUAACAGUACAAAACAGUAUGUUCAGUUCCAUUCAACAAAUAUUUAUUAAGCCCCUUCUGUGUGCAAGAUACUAUGAGUAAGUCCCCCAAACCAUAAAAUCUGAACUAUUUAUCUUUUUGAUAAAAAUAAAAAAAGAAGAAAAAUUGGUAACAGAAUGUAAACUUUAACAAAAUGUUAUAAAUAACAUUCUCUUCAUUGUCUGAACAUGUAUGAAAUAUGUUUGGUUUGUGUUUUUUUUUUAAUUUAGUUGAACAAAAUGGGUAUGUUUUAAUUGAGCUAACUUUAUUUUGUCUCAUUUUACAUAAAAUUUCCAUAUUUCUUUGUACUCUUCAUAUUUGUCAUUUUAAAUGGCACAAUAGUAUUCUAUACUGAUAUGUCACAAUUUAUUUAGUUAUAUCCUAAUCAUGGACCCAAUAAUUCAAUUUUUUGGUAUUACAAACAAAGCAGCCAUGAAUGUUUUUAUAAAGUUAGAUCUUUAUUUUUAUUUUAUUUGUUUUUUACUUUUUUUUAUAACAUCCAUUCCCUUGGUGUAUGCUCAGUUUUGUAACUAUUAUUGCACAUUGCCAAGUCGUAUCGGUAUAUUAUCCCAUCCAUGAUUUAUGUGCCUGUUUUCUCAUAGCCCUGCUGACAUUGAAUUCUGUUGCUUUCUAAACUAUUUUUACCAAUUUUGUGAGUGUAAAACAACAUUACAAGUAGUUUUGACUUACAUUUCUGUGAUUAUUAGAGAGCUUGAAUAAUUUUUCAGGAAUUUAUAUGAACAUUAAGUGGUUACUGUGUACAAGGUGCUGGGAAUACAAAGACAAAAUAAAAACAUUUCCUUUCCUCAGGGAGUUUAUAUUCUACUCUAGUGAGGGAAGUAGAAUAUUUACUGUGAUAAGAGCUAUUUCAGGAGGAAGGAAGUGCUAACAGCCUAGAGAUGUAGGAAAAGCUUCCUGUAGGGGGUGUGCCUGACUCAAGCCUUGAAGGAAGCUAAAGAUUUCAAGUUGAGGUCAGACCUCUUAACUAUCCCCAAACCUCAUUGGCUCUUGUGAAAGUUACCCAUGGGGCAACAAAGGUGAAGGCCAGCAUAUGCCAACUUAGGAGAUCCUGAGGCCUCCCCACACUCCAGCAUGUGAAUGCAACCCCCUAAUUUGACAGAAGGGCCCGGGGUCUAUAGAGGGUAAAGGUCACAGGCACAUGUCAUGCAAGUGACAUCCCUCCCUUGAGCUGAAGUCCUCUGACCCUAAACCUAAUAUUUCCAUUUUCUCUUAUGCUGAUCUUCACUGCCCACCCCCUCCCCCCAAUCCCAAGGCAAGGCAUCUUUGCUCAGGUGCACAGUCAUAGAACAUAGGAUCCGCCCAGGGUCACACAAGAAGUCGUCACUGGUAGGAUUCAAAUCCAGGUCUUCUGAAACCAAGACCAGCACUCACUCUACUACACUGCUAUGCUCUGCUCUGCUCACCAUGCCCCAGACCUGGUUUGGCCACUUCCUGUGACAUCUUGGGCGAUUCAUUUAAAGCCUCUGGCCAGUUCCCUCAUCUGUAAAAUAAGGGGGUUAGACUAGGUAUCAUUUAAAGCCUCUGGCCUCAGUUCCCUCAUCUGUAAAAUAAGGGGGUUAGACUAGAUAUCUAAGGCCCCUUCUGGCUCUAAGUCUAUAAAUUUGGUUCUUACAGGUAGCUAGGUUGUGACUUCUCCCAACCCACUGGUAAAUUGGAUCCUCAGAUGGUGGCUACAUCUGAGGGUUCUAGGCUGGGUGGUCUUUCUAAUACUGUUAGCUCAAGCCCUCAUUCUCAUGUUCUCUCCAAUAUUAAUCAUCAGUGAUUGCUGUCCCAGUGUCAUUUAGCCAGUUUAUUAAUGCCCCACCAUCAAUUUAGCCAGGUAUCUCCAUUGAUUACCAGGAGGCAAUUAACAAGUUUUACAAAGGGAUAUUUACUGAGAAGAUGGAACAAGAACAGAAGUCAAUCAGUAAAAUAAGUCUUAAGCUCCUAUUUGCCAAGCACUGUGAUAAGGCACAAAGCUGUUCUGUUCUCAAGGAGUGCACAGUCCAGCAGGGAAGAGGUGAAAACCAAUAGAUACAAACAAGCACGCUGGGGCACACACACACCACACACAUACAGGAUAAACUGGAGACGAUUAACAGAAGGAAGGCGGGUUUCCAGGGAAAGACUGGGAUGUUAGCUUGAAGUACCAGGGAAGACAGGAGGCAGAGAGGAGACUGGAGAGAAUCCCAGACGUGGGGGAUGGCCCAGACCUGGGAGAUGGGGUAUUGUGUAAGAAAAAAGGAAUCCAGCAUCAUUGGAUCAGAGUAUGUGGGGGGGAGGGGCAUUAAGUAAGGUAUAAGAAAGCUGGCAAGGCUGGGGAGCAGGUUAUGAAGGGCUUUGAACACCAAACAGGACUUUCUAUGUGAUCUUGGAGGUGGUAGGGAGCCAUUGAAUCUUCUUGUUUAGGGGAGUGACAGAGAGAUCUGCUUUAGGAAGGUCAAUCUGACCGCUGAAUGUAGGCUGGACUAGAAGGGGGAGAAAUUUGAGGCAGGGAGUCUAACCAGCAUGCUCUUGCAAUAAUCCCAGGUAUCAGGUGAUGAGGGCUUGGCCCAAGGUGAUGGCAGUGUCCGAGGAGAGAAGGGCACAUAAAUGAGAAAAGGUAUGAAGGUAAAAUCAACAGGAAUUGGCCACAUUGGAUAUGGGGCAUGAGAAAGAGGGAGGAGUUGAGGAUGACACCAAUCUGUGAGCCUGGGUGUCCGGGAGGAUGGUGGUGCCCUCAACAGUAACUGGGAAAUUCGGAGAGGCAAGGGUUUUUUUGAGCAGGGGCGGGGGGAAGAUGUUUUGGACGUGUUAGGUUUAAGAUAACUACCGGACAUUCAGCUAGAGAUGGCUAAUAGGCAAUUGGAGAUGUAAGAGGUUAGGAGAGAAGUUAGGGCUACUGCUGGUGAGUUGUGAAUUUAUUCAACCGUUCUAUAGACUAGUAAUUUGGAACUAUGCCCAAAGGGCUAUAAAACCAUGCAUACCGUUUGACCUAGCAAUACCACUACUAGGUCUG
Messenger RNA from Phascolarctos cinereus (koala), 5620 nucleotides. RefSeq names its product dynein axonemal assembly factor 1 (gene DNAAF1). Gene Ontology annotation, biological process: axoneme assembly. Gene Ontology annotation, cellular component: axoneme. NCBI's taxonomy places the organism in Eukaryota, Metazoa, Chordata, Mammalia, Diprotodontia, Phascolarctidae. The record is from RefSeq and is a predicted model, not a curated record. Gene Ontology annotation, molecular function: dynein complex binding; protein binding.